This is a messenger RNA of Phalacrocorax carbo (great cormorant), 887 nucleotides long. The record is from RefSeq and is a predicted model, not a curated record. Lineage: Eukaryota; Metazoa; Chordata; Aves; Suliformes; Phalacrocoracidae.
GCACCCAGCACCCCGCGGCCGCGGGGGCGGGAAUGCGCCGCAAGGCCUUCUGGGAGCUGUAGUUCUGCCGGGGUCACGUGACGGGGCGGGGCGGGCGGACUCCACCUCCCAGCGUGCUCAGCGGCGGCGCGAGCCCGAGCGGCGCGGGCCCCUCUCUCCGGAUGCGGGGUCCCCUCCUGGCGGCGGCCGGCGGGGGGCUGCGGGGGGCCGCCAUGGCCGACGGCCCCCUGGCCCGCGCCAUCCGCGCCAAGCUGGACGCGGCCCUGCAGCCCACCCACCUCCAGGUCGUGGACGAGAGCCCCCGCCACGGCGUCCCCCCCGGCACCGAAAGCCAUUUCGCCGUGGUGGUGGUGAGUGGGCGCUUCGCGGGGCUCCCCCCGCUGCAGCGGCAUCGCCUGGUCCACGCCGCCCUGCGCGCCGAGCUGGCCGGACCCCUGCACGCCCUCGCCAUCGUCGCCAGGACCCCCCAGCAGUGGGAAAGCGACCCCAGCGUCCCCCCCCGACCCCCUUGUUUGGGGGGCUCCAAGCGGGAGCGGCGUGGGGAGGCGGCCGGGAACCAGUGACGGCAGCGCCGGGGGGGUCCCAUCCCCCCCCCCGCCGCCCGGUGACACCGCGAUGGGGAUGGACCCCAAAUUUGGGGUGGGGGGGGACAUAUUGGGGUGCCCCCCCCUCCCUGCAUCACCCCAGCCACCCCGGGGUCCCACCCUGACCCCAUCCUCCGCGCAUCCUCUCCCCCCCCCCCACCCGCUCUCACCUUGGGGGCGAUGGUGGGGGUACCCCAUCACCCCCCACCCCCAUUUCCUUUGAUUUUUAAAUCACCAUCUCGGGUGCAUCCCCCAUCCCGCACCCCAAAAAAAAUAAACCCUCCCUCGGGAGCAGCUCGGAAA